UCCCAACCCUGUAUCUUGGUGGCAUUGGGGGCGGCCUGCGUGGAAGACCCUGCCCACCCCGCUGUUAGGAGUGGCAGGAUCUCAGCUGCCCCAGGGGGGUGCUGUUGAUAGCAGGGGUUCAUGGGGGGAGGGGAAACACUGGCAGGCCCAUGGUAGCCCUGAGAGUGACACCUUCGGGGAACCCCUGUGGUACCUUGGUGACCGUCACUGCGCCACGGUCGCUUAAAGAAAACAUUCUGUUUUCUAACAGCAUCUGAGCCUCACCAGUUUUGAUCCAAGGCUAGUAGCAAGGGGGUAAUGUUUCCAAUGUAGAGGCAGCACUUGUAUACAGAUAGCAUAUGAGGCUAAUGGAGCUGUAUUUCCAGGUUAAGAACAGGGACUGUUAUACAGAAGCUCAGAGGGAGUUAAUGAUCAUCUAGUGUGCUUACUGGACCUACACAUCAAGAAAGCUUAAACCAUUUAGAAAGAGACCACCCAGCCCACUACAUGGGCUCUUGUUUUAUCUUUUAAUCUCGCUGUACUCUUCCUUCAGACAGAAGAACUGUUAUGUCAGUGGGCUAUGGAGAUAGGUGCCCACAAGCAAAAUGAGCGAUAUGGGAUUUGGAUUGGAGACUUGGUAUUCUUUUACCUGGGAAGAAGUGGUACAGUGGAUAAACUGUAUGAUCACAUUCUCUCCAUCUUAGCAGAAAACUUAACCUUUAAAGCAGGCACAGCAAUCUAUGAAUAGGCUUGCAACAGGCAAGUGAUGCCUUGGAGGUCUUCCAGGGCACAAUGGAUUUGGCAUAUGUCUGUGAGUGGGAAAAAAGGCCCAAAAGCAACCACUGUCCUUCCAUCCCACUGGUGUGUGCUUGGUCCUGCAGGAACCUGAUUGCCUUCACAACAGACCUCAAAAAUGAGGAGGAAAAAGAUCUUACCCACAUGAUCCAUAUCCUGGACACUGAGCAUCCAUGGGAUGUUUAUUCCAUUAACUCUGGGCACAUUGAAAUCAUCACCUGUUUGGAGUGGGAUCAGUCAGGUUCCAGGCUUCUGUCAGCAGAUGCAGAUGGACACAUCAAGUGCUGGAGCAUGACAGAUCACCUGGCCAACAGCUGGGAGAACACCGUGGGGAGCAUGGUGGAGGGAGAUCCAAUCGUGGCUCUUUCCUGGUUGCACAAUGGUGUGAAGCUAGCCCUGCACGUGGAAAAGUCCGGAGCAUCGAACUUCGGCGAGAAGUUUUCCCGGGUCAAAUUCUCUCCCUCCCUGACUCUGUUUGGUGGGAAGCCCAUGGAAGGCUGGAUCGCUGUGACCAUCAGCGGCCUCGUGACAGUCUCUCUCCUCAAGCCCAAUGGGCAAGUGCUGACAUCCACGGAGAGCCUGUGCCGUCUGCGCUGCCGUGUCGCCCUGGCGGACAUUGCCUUCACGGGUGGGGGAAACAUCGUGGUAGCCACCUCGGAUGGCAGCAGCACCUCUCCCGUCCAGUUUUACAAGGUCUGCGUCAGCGUAGUGAACGAGAAAUGCAAAAUUGACACAGAGAUUCUGCCCUCCCUUUUCAUGCGGUGCACUACGGACCCAGCCCGCAAGGACAAGUAUCCAGCCAUCACUCACCUGAAAUUCCUCGCCAGGGACAUGUCCGAGCAGGUGCUGCUCUGUGCCUCCAACCAGAACAGCAGCAUCGUGGAGUGCUGGUCCCUCCGGAAAGAGGGCUUGCCAGUCAAUAACAUCUUCCAACAGAUCUCUCCUGUGGUUGGAGACAAGCAGCCGAUGAUACUGAAAUGGCGGAUUCUCUCUGCCACCAAUGAUUUGGAUCGUGUUUCAGCUGUGGCUUUGCCGAAACUGCCAAUCUCCCUAACCAAUACUGAUCUGAAAGUGGCCAAUGACACCAAAUUCUUCCCUGGACUGGGUCUUGCUUUGGCCUUCCACGAUGGUAGCGUCCACAUAGUUCAUCGCCUAUCCUUGCAGACCAUGGCAGUGUUCUAUGGUUCUUCCUCUCAGCGCCCAGUGGAUGAGCAGGCAAUCAAAAGGCAGCGGGCAGCUGGUCCUUUGGUUCACUUCAAAGCCAUGCAGCUCUCCUGGACUUCGCUGGCCCUGGUCGGGAUUGAUAACCAUGGCAAGCUGAGCAUGCUCCGGAUCUCUCCCUCCAUGGGUCAUGUGCUGGACAUGAACAUGUCUCUUCGCCACCUGCUCUUCCUGCUGGAAUAUUGCAUGGUGACAGGGUACGACUGGUGGGAUAUCCUGCUCCAUGUUCAACCCAACAUGGUGCAGAACCUGGUGGAGAAGCUGCAUGAGGAGUAUAUGCGCCAGAAUGCAGCCCUGCAGCAGGUUCUCUCUACCCGCAUCGUUGCCAUGAAGGCCUCUCUUUGCAAGCUUUCCUCCAACACGGUGGCACGCGUGUGUGACUAUCAUGCUAAGCUAUUUCUGAUCGCCAUCAGCUGCACCUUGAAAUCGCUGCUCCGCCCGCACUUCCUGAACACUCCAGACAAGAGCCCUGGUGACCGGCUCACCGAGAUCUGCUCCAAGAUUACGGACAUAGACAUUGACAAAGUGAUGAUUAACCUGAAGACAGAGGAGUUUGUCCUGGAGAUGACUACCCUGCAGUCCCUGCAGCAGCUCAUCCAGUGGGUGGGAGACUUUGUGCUCUAUCUACUUGCCAGCCUACCUAACCAGGGAUCCCCUGUGCGGCCAGGGCACAGCUUCCUGCGAGACGGCGCGUCACUGGGGAUGCUUAGAGAGCUCAUGGUGGUGAUCCGGAUCUGGGGCCUGUUGAAGCCAAGCUGCCUCCCUGUUUACACGGCAACCUCAGAUACCCAGGACAGCAUGUCCCUGCUCUUCAGGCUGUUGACUAAACUCUGGCUGUGCUGUCGCGAUGAACCUCACCCGAGCGAGCCAGACGAUACCCUGAUUGACGAGUGUUGUCUUCUCCCCAGCCAGUUGCUUAUUCCCAAUGUAGACUGGUUACCCAUCAAUAACGGCAUUAUCAGCAAGCUGCAGAACAAGCAGCUCAUCAGGCUGCAGUUCGGGAAGGCCCCUGGACUCAUUGGUCACACUGUUUCAUCGCAGUUUGAUGUCUUUGUCAGGGCACCAGGGCAGCCAAAAAUUGACCACUUGAGACGGCUUCACUUAGGGGCAUAUCCAACAGAGGAGUGCAAGUCGUGUACCCGCUCCAGACGUCGUCUGUGGCCUCGUUCGUGCAGUUGGCUGAGCUCCUGUUGCAUGCCCAGAAGGCUCUGCUUAGGUAUUCUGCUGAAAGAAAAGAACGAAAACAACAAAUGUCUCAGCUCUCUAUCUUAUAGCUGAGCUGCCUUGCAAAGUACCAAGACGCAAAAUGUUUCACUCUCGUUGCUGCAUCAUCGCCUGCCCCAAGUACAAAUGUCAGAGGAGAAACUAUGACAGAUUAUUAGCCCCUGGAAGGGGAUGUUUCAAUGUGCUCUGCUGGUGGGAGGGCCACCGUUCAGGUUGGCCUGGUGGUGAAGGUUCUGGGUUCCAUUUCUGGCUUUGCUACUGGUUUCUGUAUGACUAUUGUCAAGUCACUUAAUCUUGCUGUGCUUUAGUUCACUGCCUGUGAAAUGAAGAUAGCAACACAUCUUUUGAGAUUGCAAACUCUGUGGGGCAGGGACUGUCUCUUCCUAUGUGUCUGUGCAGCACCUCAGACAAUGGAAUGCUGAUCUGGGCUGAGGCCUCUGGGUAUUCCUGUUAUACACGUUAAUAAGAAUUCCUUGCAGACGCUCCUAGCUGAAGGUGACUUUUCUGGGUAAUAUACUUUACUCACUUCUGAUUAGUCACCAGCAAGAGCUCUACUGCAUAUACACAGCCUUUUCCUCUGAUCUUUUAAACUACACCUUGUCUGGUCUGAGCCCAAUGGAAAGCAGAGAUGCGAGGUCUUGGUCCACGCCCAUCGAAAAAAGAGCUGGAUCUUGGCCUUAAAUAUGAACUAUGCAUCCCAGUGCAUGGCGGGUAAGCCUGACCUGUUUUGCUAGCAUCCAGAGUCCUGGGGCAUGGAUGAUUUAAUUUGCUGAGUACCUCCGAAUUAUGUACCUGGUCCUUCCAGGCGGGAGAAUUGUUCUGAGUGAGGCACGCUGACUCCAAACUUCUGUACCGAGCUCUGUAGCUUUGCAUCAGAUAAAUACGUGGUGAUGAUCAAUCUAAGUACCUGGGCAGAGUGAUGCCUUGACAGCAUUUCCUAAGCAGAGCUUUCAUUGAUUGAGCUGGUUUCUUGUAAAGUAGCUGCUGACAGAAAAGAAGCUCUCGCAGCCUAUGCACUUUUGAGCUGACGUAGACAUUUCUUGCAUUAAGAUGGAAGACAAAUUAUAACCCCUCUAAUGAGAUUCAGGGAUGGAUGUGGACCAGGGACACCUGAAACUGACUUGCCCACAUGUGACCUGAGCUGCAGAUGGGAGGAGGUUACAUGAUGGAUCCUAAAAUGGCACUUGGUUGCUUUGAGCUCCCGUCCCACCACUUUGAAUACUCUGAAUUAAGUAAUCUAGGGGGGCAGAUUAAUGAUGCUCCCCCUCCACAGCUGUAAUGGCCUGAGUUGAAUUUGCCCCAGACAUGGGGAUUAACCCCCCUGUCCUCAUGAAUCCAUGGGAUCUUUAAGGAACACAAGUGGAAUCAGGGGCUCAGUUUUGCACCUCCAUCAGCACAGCGCCCUCUACAGCACUGGGGCAGAUGCAAGAACACCAACCUUUGCCACCGCUCAUCCCUUGAGGACUUCCAGUCCAAUAUAGACCUGACUCAACUCUGCUUAGCUCCAGGGCUGGGCUGAUUGAGGGGGGAAGAGGGGGCAGUAGUACCAGGGCCCUAAGCAUCUGUAACUGGGCUGAAAUGGAAGGGGACCCCAGUGAACAUGGUACAUUAAGGCAGUGGUUCCCAAACUGGGGUUUGUGACCCACUGGGGGUUUGCAAAACGUUACAGGGGGUUCUCAGGAAAAAAUUCCCUAAUGGCAGACAGAGCUGUCCCUAGGGACCCUGGGCAGCACGGGGCCAGCAGUGUGGAGUCCCUGGACUUCCAAGAGCUAAGCAGAUCAAAGCAAGCAUCUAUCACAGUGAGGAGAUUGCAACUUCAGGACUCCUUAUAAGAAAUGGAAAGGGAGGUGGAUAUUUUUGGCUGUUUUUUAAAAUGAAAUAGGCAGC
This is a messenger RNA of Chelonoidis abingdonii (Abingdon island giant tortoise), 5106 nucleotides long. RefSeq names its product mediator complex subunit 16 (gene MED16). Gene Ontology annotation, molecular function: protein binding. The record is from RefSeq and is a predicted model, not a curated record. Gene Ontology annotation, cellular component: mediator complex. Gene Ontology annotation, biological process: positive regulation of DNA-templated transcription. Lineage: Eukaryota; Metazoa; Chordata; Testudines; Testudinidae.